AUGGCGCUCGCGUCGAACGACAACAGCUACCUGAAGGAGUACGUCCGCCGGCAGGACUACCGCCUCUCCCCCGAGGAGCGCGGGAGGAGCCGGGACCCGCGCGCGGGGAAGCUCCUGACGGAUCGGAACGAGUACGUCUCGUGGCUCGAAUCUCAGCUCGACGCGGUGACGCAGGCGUGCCUCGUUGCGCAGUCGUUCGACGAGCGCAUCACCGCGCUCGGGACGAGCGCGUGCGUCGCGGACGAGAAGAUGCUGAACCUCGCGAGGCUCAUCAAGUGCUCGCAGUCCGUCGCGGAGGAGCAAGAGAGCGCGUACCACGACGCGAUGGUGAAAGUCAGCGAGCGCGUCACCGCGACCGAGCGCGCGGUGCACGCGCUGACGCACGCGGAGGAGAGGCGCGUUCUCAUGGCGCGGAAGAUGCUCGACGGGAAGGGACUCAAAGGCGGCGACGGCGCCGGCGGCGUGAUCGGCGGCGCGAUGGACGACGGCGGCGGGAUGAUGCGCGGAGGAGGAGGCGCGAUGGCGAUCGGCGUCCUCGACGCGCAGUUUCGAGUUUGGGCGUCCGCGCACGAGCGCUCCGUGGACGCGCGCAUCGACGCCGCGGAGCAGCGUCUCGCCGCGCGCGUGGACACCGCGACCGCGAACGUCCUCGACGCGCUCCGCGCGACGGAGCAGCGUCUGAAGGACGCCGCGCCUCGGCUCGCGGAGGAGGCGACGCGACGCGUGUGGGGCGCGGGGCCGGAACGCGGCGCGUUUCCGACGGGCGGCGUCGCCGGCGUCGACGCGCUGCGACACGUCGUAGACCGCGUCGAGGCCCUGGAAGCGAUGGAAGCGAAGCUGAAGAGAGAGCUCAGGGUCGCGAUGGAACGCGCGGAGGACGCCGCGGACGAGGCGAGACGGUUCGCGAGCAGAGAACGGUGGGGCGGCGGCGGCGGCGGACGGAGCGGCGCGGCGGCGGGGGGGAGCGACGAAUACGCCUUCGACCGCGCCGGCGCGGGCGCGGGUCCCGGUCCCGGUCCCGGUCCCGGUCCCGGUCCGUCCGCGCCGCCGGUCGCGCCCGUCUCGAGCGGCGUCGAACGUGGGGACGCGUUCGGGGGAUUCUGGGGGAGUCAGACGUCGUCGCAGGAGAAGGACGACGACGACGCGAAGGAGGCGAUCGCGCGGAGCGUCGAGGCGACGAGCCUCGGGUUUCAACGCCUCGGGUCGCAGUUCGAUAGCCUCGCGGAGCGGCUCGAGGCGAACGACCGGCACACCGCGAUGCUCGCGAAGUUGAUCGAGUCGAUGCAGGUGAACCAGCGUGCGGCGGGGGCGGAAGGUGGGGGACAGAGGGACGACGCGUCGCCGUCGAGGGUGCCGGCGGUCGCGGCGGCGGCGGCGGCGGCGGCGGCGGCGGCGGCGGCGGCGGCGGCGCGGUCGACGCCCGCGGAGUUGACGCCCCAGCGCGCGGCCGCGACGGACGACGACGAGGAGGAGAGACGGUUGGAGGCGGAGUCGAGGCGCGGGAAGCUCGCGGAUUUGUACGAGCGGCUCGAGGGCUUAGCGUCCCCGGUCUCGAACAAGUGA
Messenger RNA from Micromonas pusilla CCMP1545, 1563 nucleotides. RefSeq lists its product as uncharacterized. Lineage: Eukaryota; Viridiplantae; Chlorophyta; Mamiellophyceae; Mamiellales; Mamiellaceae. The record is from RefSeq and is a predicted model, not a curated record. The transcript has a single exon. The coding region runs from base 1 to 1563 and encodes 520 amino acids.